Molecule: messenger RNA, 965 nt
Organism: Salpingoeca rosetta
Lineage: Eukaryota; Choanoflagellata; Craspedida; Salpingoecidae
Exons: 5
Coding region: 77-835 (252 amino acids)
Source: RefSeq, a predicted model, not a curated record
UUGGCGGUUGCGUGUCCGACAAAACAACACAGCAUCCACACAUCAACAACGCUGCUGCUGCAUCGGCCGACGGACUAUGGCUGGUCGCAUGAGUUCUCGCGUGUGGUACGCCAGUUAUGGCUCCAACAUGUGCCGUGAUCGCCUCCUGUGCUACAUCCAAGGCGGAAAGCUCCCCACCAUGUCUCCCGAAGCGCCACCAUAUCCAGGGUGUCGAGACACGACACACCCUGCAUCGACGGCAAUGUACUCCAUCCCUUAUCGGCUCUACUUUGCCCGUAACUCAAAGACCUGGCACCGCGGUGGCAUCUGCUUUGUGGAUCAUCGCGAAGAGCUCGAGGAAGGGCACGCCCACCACACCCUCUCUCGCGUCUACGACAUUACCCUUGACCAGUUCAACGACAUUGUGAUGCAAGAGAAUGCGUUUCGACGGGACAUGGAGCUGACCCAUGAGCACUACGAAGCAUUCUGCUCCAGAGGAUUUGGCCACUCGCACACAUUCCCCGUUCCAUCAUGGUACAACACAGUGGUGUGUGUUGGGCAGUUGGAAGGGCGACCAGUGUUGACGUUCACGUGCAGCGAAGACCAGCAUGAUCAGCCCCGCAUCCCUGCCGCUGCCAGCUACCUGGGCAUUCUUCUGCAAGGCCUCCAAGAAGCAGACUUGCACCUCGACGAUGCUGUUGCGUACCUGGCUGCGCGGUUUCCACACGCCAACGCGCACACCAUCAUCCGUUCUGCCGCGUCUGCACUUGAGGAGGGUGGCAAGAACGCCGACAAAGGUGACAAGGACAGCAGCCAAUGCGGCACACAUGCGGAGGAAGACAAGCAGGAGAAGUAGGGCAAUACUGUUAUACGACCCAAAGCAGCCACUUGAGACAAGUGGCGACUAAUGAACCAGCGCCCAGCGCAAACCGUACACGCGAUCUGAUAUGGGGACCCUGCCCAACACCCCCCUCCCCUCACCCUCA